Messenger RNA from Chilo suppressalis (striped riceborer), 1070 nucleotides. The record is from the annotation of a GenBank genome assembly. NCBI's taxonomy places the organism in Eukaryota, Metazoa, Arthropoda, Insecta, Lepidoptera, Crambidae.
GUGGCGAGAUGGGAAUAAUAUUUCAGUCUAUCUGAUUAAUUAAAUAAAGUUUUAAACUGUAUACAAUAGACAUUUAAUUUACAAAAGCGUCAUUAUAACAAAACUAGUGACUAUCUUAAUAAAUCAUUGAAUAACCUGCAAAACAUUUAUUAUUUCUAGUGGGUGCCUAUCUGAUGUGGCCCAAUCAUGUUACAGUACAUAGACUCAUUUGUAAAGUGCAAUUUGAACUAUUAGUUUCACUUCUUCGAUAAUCAUUUGAAGCCAGCCGUAUUUUCUUUUUACUAUGGCUUAUCAAACUUUGCUCCAAGAGUACAUGCUUAUUCCUCCUGUAACUCGAGCAUAUACCACUGCUUGUGUUGUCACAACAUUGGCUGUGCAACUAGACCUAGUGUCACCAUUUCAAUUAUACUUUAAUCCUAUUCUAAUUCUCAAAAGAUAUGAAUUAUGGAGACUCAUAACAACAUUUUUAUUCUUUGGAAAUUUAGGAUUCAAUUUCUUUUUUAACAUGGUAUUUACAUAUAGAUACUGCAGAAUGCUUGAAGAGGGAUCAUUUAGAGGCAGAACUGCAGAUUUUAUUGUUAUGUUUGUUUUUGGAGGUGUCUUGAUGAUUAUGUGUGCUUUCUUCGUUAAUUUAUUAUUUUUAGGUCAAGCAUUUACUAUUAUGAUUGUUUAUGUGUGGUCGAGGCGCAAUGUGUUUGUGCGCAUGAACUUCUUUGGACUAAUGAAUUUUCAGGCUCCAUACCUACCAUGGGUGUUACUGGGAUUUUCAGUCUUACUUGGCAAUGCAAUAUCUGUUGACCUAGUUGGGAUGGCUAUUGGGCACAUUUAUUUCUUUAUGGAGGAUGUAUUACCUCGUCAAAGAGGAGGUCAAAAGUUUCUUAAGACACCAAAAUUUCUGAAAAAGCUUUUUGAUACCCAAGAACCAGAAUACGAACCAUUACCAGAACUAGACAACAUUCGCCCAGGGGGAUUUGAUUGGCGUCGUCGUCCAAAUGAACGUGAUAAUGAUGAAAAUGACAGAUAAAAGUAAUCAAGUACCAAAAUUAGAUUAUAAAUAUGAAAGCCAAAAU